GAGACAUAAUCACUUACGUCGCUCCCUGCGCCGUUACCCUGGUCAACUGGUGUGUGACUAGUGUAGUUCGCUUCGCGGCUGGCUCUGCGGGCUCCGGGCCAGCCCAGAGAUGACCCAGAAGGUUUCGAGUGACUCCUGGGCCUCACCACGGCUGCCUCCCGACGAUGGCGACUGGGGGAGCGCUGAGAUUGGCCUUCCCUUCCCGUUAGGGCAGGAGACCAGUCUUUCCUCGUGGCCCUUGAUCAGCCGUCAGGAUGGACAGUGUUUAGCCAGUCUCGUGCUGCCUGUAAUAGAGGAAACGGUGGAUCCGCAGCACCUGCUGGUGCUCCCCGGAUCCAGCGGACUUGAACUGAGUUUCCCUCCGAACGACUUGGCUGUAGGGGUUCCCACACCUUUCUCUGGCGGGGUUCAGGAGUAUUCCUAUCAAGGAGUCUCCGAACCCCCCAUGUUCGGUUUCGAAGCUCAGGGCUCUCCCCUGAAUACUAAUCCCGAGAUCGCCACUUGGUCUCCGGCGGAAAACUCUCUCCCUGAUGCCAACAUGCUUUCAGUGGCUCUCCCCACGGUCAGCCACGCCUUGGACAUUUAGGUUCCACCCAGCACAACCGGCAUCAUGGAUCGCAGUAUAACAACGGAGAUCGGCGACCUUGGAAAUGAUAUCGAUACAGUUUCUGUUCAU
This is a messenger RNA of Thermothelomyces thermophilus ATCC 42464, 676 nucleotides long. RefSeq lists its product as uncharacterized. The transcript is spliced from 2 exons. Lineage: Eukaryota; Fungi; Ascomycota; Sordariomycetes; Sordariales; Chaetomiaceae. The record is from RefSeq and is a predicted model, not a curated record. The coding region runs from base 110 to 586 and encodes 158 amino acids.